AUGAGGAAUGCUGCUAAGCUUCCACAUAUUUCCGGAGCCCAGCCGCUGGAAAGCAUCGUGGUGAAGAUCUCCAACGUGGAGUCCACGUUCACGGGGUGGUGGUGGGCAGGAUCAAGGAUGGGUUUCCACACCUCUUGCAGGUCGGGGAGUUUAGCAUUGAGACUGGAGGGAUCGGUCAUCCUGUGUAAACAGGUCGAUCAGCCAGGGAUAAUUGGGAAAGCUGGCGGUCUGCUCAGCGUGAACGUGAGCUUCAUGAGCGUGGGGAUGACAUCGCCCAGGAAGCAGGCAGUGAGGGCAAUAGGCGUGGAUGAGGAAGGAAGUGCUGCACAGGAUCCGGGCCAUCCCAACGGUAGGAAGCUUCCUUCUAUCACAGGUUGA
Messenger RNA from Selaginella moellendorffii, 378 nucleotides. Its product is annotated as D-3-phosphoglycerate dehydrogenase 3, chloroplastic-like. Lineage: Eukaryota; Viridiplantae; Streptophyta; Lycopodiopsida; Selaginellales; Selaginellaceae. The transcript is spliced from 2 exons. Bases 1 to 378 code for a protein of 125 amino acids. The record is from RefSeq and is a predicted model, not a curated record.